GCAUGCAAUGCCAAGAUGAAGCGACAACAGACAGGUGGGAGCGGGCAGCGGGUUGCGAUCAAGCACAGAGGUUUAUGUAACGCGAGGGCGCGAACGGAGCCGCGCGCCGGCAGUGCUCAGCCGACCGUCGGCCCCGCACCGCGCCGCACAGCGCCGCACCGCACCAUGGACCGGGCCGGCGGCAGCCCACCGUCCAGCCCGCCUGCCGCACACUCCGGCUUCAGCGCUUUUUGCAGCGCGAUCUCGGACACUAUCUCGGGGAUGGCAACCACAUCGCGGAGUAGAAGAAAACAAGAAGAUGAGAAAAAGAAUAAGAAAAAACAAUCGCCUGUGGACGAGAGGCCCACGGUGCCUGCGCCCAGUGAAGCAAUGCUUAACAAUCUCCGAACAGCGUUUGGGCUGUUGGACCGCGACAGCGACGGUCACGUGACGCCUGCGGAGCUGCAGUUCAUGCUGCGCAACUUGGGCAUCGAGGUCAGCGAUGAUCUCAUCUCUGAUCUUAUCAAAGACGCCAGUAAGACUGGUAAUGGACUUAUUGAUGAGAAUGACUUUAUGCAGUGGGUGACAAAAAUACAAGCUUUACAAGGUUUGGAUGUUAGUACGAGUGGGGGCGACUCAGAAGAGGAGAUAACAAGGGACCUUCUCGCCGCGUUUAAGGUAUUUGACCGCGACGACAACGGGUACAUAACUCGGGACGAGCUACGAGCAGCGCUCGAGAUGAUCGGGGAACCGGUCACCGACGCGCAACUCAACCAAGUGCUGGCGCUGGGAGACAUCGACCACGACGGCAGGAUCGAUUAUGAAGAAUUCGUUAAGAUGCUGCUGUAAUGUGCACCACGUUCAAGACCUCAUUAGUUGUAAUGGUAGAAUGUUAAAGACAAGACACGUGAUUUAAGGCUGUCAAUAGUAGUUUUGGAUGGCUUUGUGCAUUGGAAUAAGAUGUAGUUAUUGAAGAGAUUAACUUAUCCAAAAUGCUUCCACGAGAUUUUACAAUUAGAAAUAUCUGGUAUAUUGAUAAGAUACAUUUUGUAUCUAGUCAACGUGCUUUUAUCAAAGUGGUAACGUAUGUGAAACACUUGUACAUAAUGAAUACUAUUUUGUAAUUUAUAAUGUUAACAAAUCAUUACUUGUAAACUACUUUAAGGGCCUGUUCCAUAACUUUUGAGUAAAUGCUAUUCAUGAUUUAAAGGUAUAAGAAGACCAAAUACAAAAGUCAGACUAAUCUAUGCUUCCGUAUAAAUGGUAAUAAAAUGUAUACUAGCAGCAUUAGAUGUUUAAUACGAUAACUGUGAAAUAAAAUUUACUUUAGACGUAUGAAACAGGCCCUUAGUUGUUUAAUAAUUAUGUAAUAUAUUAAUGUAACAAAAUAUCGAACAAUCAUCUACAUAAUGUAACAUAUUAACAUAUACUUAUUCGCAUAGAAAAACAUAUUGGAUUUAAUCAUUAUUGUUAUUAUACUUACUUGUUUUUAAAAGACAGUCUGGUUUUAACAGAUGCAUAUAACUUGAUACGGCCUAUAUUUAAUAUAUUUAUAUUAAAGUAACUGAAAUAUUUUGGUACUUAUGUAUACGAUAUUAUUUAUAAAAUCUGCUGUGCAACGAUACACAAUUAAUAUUUUUAUAUAAAAGAAAUACAUCAAAUUAAAAACUCAAUUAUAUCCUUGGUUUUAGAUAAUAUUCAUUAUAGCUUAUUGUCUGAUGUUUUAAUUACCAUGUUAGGGAUUGAUUCAAAUACUUGAUGAUUGAAAAUAAAAUGUAUUUUAAAGUAACAUUUAAACCUAUACGUCAUAUUCUUACUUUAUUUUUUUUUAUGUUCAGUCUUAAGAAUACACUUCAGUUAUUUAUUAUAUUAUAAUUAUUAUAUUAUACCUGUUAGAUAUACUAAUGCAAAUGCAAGCGGUCUUUUAUUGCAUCUACUUAUAUUAUAAUAGAGUGAUUGAUAAUAGAGUGAUUUAAUACUUACGUUUUUCCGUUAGAAUGUUUGUUUUUGAAAACGCGUACAAUUAUAUAAUUUUCUUAUAUCAUAUACCUACUUUUUACACUGUCCAUAAAUGUAAUAAUUAUUACUGUGAACUUUUCUUUUGUGUUACAAAACAUGCGGGAACUUUAGCAUUAUGUUCCCCUCACGACAAAACGAUGUAAACGGUUUGUAUGUAGUUUAUAAAUUAAAGUUUUGUAGAUAAUAUGUAAAUUAAUGGUUGUGAAUGAUAAGUUAUAUCAAAAAUGUAAUCUAUUUGCUAUAUAUUCAAAUUAAUUCUCGUUACUUGUAUGUAUUUAUUGAAACAGAUAACUAAUGUAGGAUUUAUGUAGAUUUGAAAAUGUGGGUACUCAAUGUAUCAUUCGACGUCUGUCACCAACAUUUUCAUUUUUGCAUACUUACAGCUUUCAAGGGGCCUUUGAAUCAAAAGGCAUGUGAUGUGGAAUGACCGAUCGUGAUGAAUAAUAAAUCUUGAACUUGU
Messenger RNA from Manduca sexta (tobacco hornworm), 2458 nucleotides. It is a transcript of the gene Eip63F-1, whose product is annotated as calcium-binding protein E63-1. The record is from RefSeq and is a predicted model, not a curated record. Gene Ontology annotation, molecular function: calcium ion binding; enzyme regulator activity. NCBI's taxonomy places the organism in Eukaryota, Metazoa, Arthropoda, Insecta, Lepidoptera, Sphingidae. The transcript is spliced from 7 exons. The coding region runs from base 16 to 828 and encodes 270 amino acids.